CUAAACAAGACGGCGAGAAAGAAUACAGAGAAAAGCGAGCGAGAGGAGUUCACGCCAAACGCCAUAAACCCUAAACCCUAAAGCCUUUUAGGCAUCACUGCCUUCACUAAUCACUGUCUCUCCAAGUCUGCUUCAACAUGGGUGCUCGAGGUUCAGAUAAUAGCGACAACGAUGAAGUGAUGGAAGGAGAGGAGAUGGAAGAGGCAAACGCUCCCUUCUCCAAAUCUCGGAAAAAAGCAAGGAAGCAUGUGGAGCAAUUACAAAGGCUUCAAGAAAAGGACCCAGAAUUCUAUGAGUUCUUGAAGGAGCAUGAUAAGGAGCUUCUAGAAUUUGAUGAUGACAUUGAUCAAGAUACUGAAACUGAUGUGGAUGAAAAAGCACUGCAAGAAGAUGAUGAAACUGAUGUGGAUGAAAAAGCACUGCAAGAAGAUGAUGAAACUGACGUGUAUGACAAAGAGCAUCGGGCUGGUGUUAGAAGGACUGUACAAGAACCAACAAAGAAUGUAAUUACAAUGGCAAUGGUUGAUUCCUGGUGUAGUGCAAUCAAAGAAAAUAGCAAGCUAGGCGCUAUCCGUUCACUUAUGCGAGCUUUUAGGACUGCUUGUCAUCAUGGUGAUGAUGGGGGAGAGGAGCCUUCAUCAAAAUUUAGCAUCCUGUCUAGCAGUGUCUUCAAUAAAAUCAUGUUGUUUGUUCUAAAUGAGAUGGAUGUAAUUCUUCGCAGAUUGUUGAAAUUUCCUGCUUCUGGAGGAAAGAAAGAAGCCAUAAUAAAUUUGAAGAGCACCAGGCAGUGGAAAAAUCAUGGCAAUUUAGUGAAGUCAUAUCUUGGAAAUGCCCUCCAUGUGUUAAAUCAAAUGACAGACACGGAAAUGAUUUCAUUCACUUUAAGGCGUCUGAGAUACUCAUCCGUAUUUUUGGCUGCCUUCCCAAGCUUCUUAAGGAAGUAUAUUAAGGUCACUCUUCACUUUUGGGGUACUGGGGGUGGUGCCCUUCCAGUUGUCUCUUUUCUGUUUAUAAGAGAUUUGUGCAUUCGGGUAGGAGCAGAUUGUUUGGAUGAGUGCUUCAAAGGACUAUACAAGGCCUAUGUUUUGAAUUGCCAGUCUGUAAAUGCAACAAAGUUGCAGCAUCUUCAAUUUCUUGCAAACUGUGUCAUUGAACUAUGUGGAGUGGACCUACCAAUUGCAUACCAGCAUGCCUUUGUUUUCAUUCGACAGUUGGCUAUGAUUUUGCGAGAGGCACUUAAUAUGAAAACCAAGGAAUCAUAUAAGAAGGUAUAUGGAUGGAAGUUCAUGAGUUGCCUUGAGCUUUGGACUGGAGCUAUAUGUGCCUAUAGUUCUGAACCUGAUUUUCAACCUCUUGCAUACCCACUGACCCAAAUAAUUUCUGGGGUGGCUCGUAUGGUUCCAACUGCCCGUUACUUUCCGCUCAGGUUGAGGUGUGCUAGAAUGCUCAACAGAAUUGCAGCCUCCACUAGUAUGUUUGUCCCUGUUUCCUUCCUCCUGCUGGAUAUGCUGGAGAUGAAAGAACUGAAUAGGCGCCCCACUGGAGGUGUUGGCAAAGCUGUUGAUCUACAUACCCUAUUGAAGGUCCAGAAGCCUGUAUUGAAGACACGUGCAUUUCAGGAGGCAUGUGUGUUCUCGGUUAUUGAAGAACUUGCUGAACAUUUAGCUCAAUGGAGCUAUUCCAUUGCUUUCUUUGAGUUGGCAUUUAUUCCAACUGUACGAUUGCGAAGCUUUUGCAAAAUUACCAAAGUUGAGAGGUUUCGGCGAGAAAUGAGGGAGCUUAUUUGUCAGAUUGAGGCCAAUGCUGAAUUUACAAAUUCAAGACGUAUGACUGUUUCGUUUUUACCGAAUGAUCCUGCCGCAGCAUCAUUUCUUGAGGCUGAGAAAGAAUCAGGAACCAGCCCUUUGUCGCAAUAUGUUGUUACUCUGCGCCAAAGAGCACAACAAAGAAGUGAUUCGAUGGUGGAAUCAAGUGUUAUCGUUGGAGCACACUCGUCUGUCUUUGGCCGUAAGAAAUCAGAAUCUGAUGAUGACGACGAUGUUCAGGAUGAAGAAGAAGGUGCUGCAGUAUUUAGCUCAUCCUGGUUACCAGGAAGCAGUACCAAGAGUGAAAACCUAAAGCAGGUGAAGUCAAAGAAAAGGAAGAGACAUGGGAAACAGCAAGAAGAGGUAGCGUUAGAUGAGGAUGUUGUGGAGGAGUUGGUAUUAAGUUCAGACGAAGAUGAUUCGAUGAGUGACACCGCUUUUACAGAGGAAGAGGAUAAAUCAAGAUUGGUGUCUUCAAAACAGGGAACACAGAAACAGAAACCUUUCAAGGAUUCGUCAAAAAAUAAAGGACACUCCCAUGGCAAGAAGCCAAAGAAGAGGAAGAGAACUAAACAGGCAAAGUAGCAGGUGUUGAACUAGUUUAACAGUAAGGGAAACCAAGUGAAAGAUCAAACAAAUGGUUCUGAAUCAAUUGAGCAUAAAUGCAGUGAAUGAAAAGGUAACAAAAUCCCCAUCUCCUAGAUACAUUUGGCAAACCUGUGGUUCUAUUGGCCACUUCUUCCUCUCUGAAGUGUGUCAUUAAGUUUUUUGACUCAUGGAAAUUUUGGACUCAUCUUCCACAGUAAGACUAUAAACUGUGGUGGAUGGAAGUUUCCAUUCAAGGAGAAAUAGGGUUGUGGAGGAAAGGUUGAUCGAUUGCAAUGUGACUAAUCUUAAAAGAUUGAUCAAUUGUGGAAACCAUGAACACUAUUCUCAUGAGCAAUUUUGUCAUGUAAUCUGCUGAAUAAUUUGCUUCUCUAUGAGCAUGGAUAAUAUGGAACAAUUUUGUCAUGC
Messenger RNA from Telopea speciosissima, 2819 nucleotides. RefSeq names its product nucleolar complex protein 2 homolog. The record is from RefSeq and is a predicted model, not a curated record. The coding region runs from base 138 to 2390 and encodes 750 amino acids. Gene Ontology annotation, cellular component: Noc2p-Noc3p complex; nucleoplasm; Noc1p-Noc2p complex. The transcript has 11 exons. NCBI's taxonomy places the organism in Eukaryota, Viridiplantae, Streptophyta, Magnoliopsida, Proteales, Proteaceae. Gene Ontology annotation, biological process: ribosomal large subunit biogenesis.